AUGGGAAGCUCAAAGCUGAGGGUCUUUGAUGGCCAUAUGGACAAGAAGCCAUCAUCGGCUUUCACUGUCAGGGAGUUUCCUUUGCCCACAUUUGAUGUGCCUUAUUUUAAAUACAUUGAUGAGGAGGAUGAGGAGGACGAGUGGAGCAGCCGCUCGCAGUCCUCUACCGAGGAUGACUCUGUGGACUCUCUGCUUUCUGACAGGUACAUGGUGGUGUCUGGGACUCCGGAGAAGAUUUUGGAGCAUCUCCUGAAUGACCUGCACCUGGAUGAGGUACAAGACAAAGAGACAGAUACCCUCCUGGAUGACUUCCUCCUCACGUACACGGUCUUCAUGACAACAGACGACUUGUGCCAAGCGCUCCUCAGACACUAUUGUGCCAACAAAUACGACGGCAAGGCAGAAAGCCCAGAGGCCCUGUGCACAAAGAGAAAGGUCUUGCUUCUUGCUUCCCAGUGGACGGCUCUGUACAAAGAUUGGCUACAUGAUGAUGAGCAUUCCAAGCUGUUCCUGAAGACCCUCUAUCGUUAUGUUUUGGAUGAUGUCUAUGAAUAUCCUAUCUUAGAAAAAGAAUUAAAGGAAUUCCAGAAAGUGUUGCGAAUUCAUCGUCGUCAUACUGUUGAUGAAUACUCACCUCAUCGAAAGAACAGAGCCCUCUUCCACCAAUUCAGUCUGAAGGAGAACUGGCUGCAGCACAGAGGAAAUGUUAAUGAAAUAGAGGAAAUUUUCUGCCGGGUCUACAUAACAGAUCACUCCUACGUCAGCAUCAGGACAAAGGUAUCCAGCACUGUACAAGAUAUCCUGAAGAUAGUGGCUGAACGGAUACAGCAUGCCGAAGAGGACCUGGCUUUGGUCACUGUCACGUUUUCUGGGGAAAAACAUGAACUUCGGCCAACAGAAAUGGCAUUAUCCAAGUCACUGGAGUCAUCGAGUCGCAUUUACACUUACAGGAAGAGUGAGACUUUGAACCCAUUUGCAGAGAAUGAAGAGGCUCAGAGCAGAUCUGUUAGAAUCCUAGGGAUGAACACCUGGGAUCUUGCUUUGGAAUUGACCAGUUUUGACUGGAGUCUCUUCAAUUCAAUACAUGAGCAAGAGCUGAUAUACUUCACAUUCAGCAGACAGGGGAAGAGUGAGAACACACUGAACCUGAGUCUUUUGCUGCAGAGGUGUAAUGAGGUCCAGCUCUGGGUAGCCACAGAGAUCCUGCUGUGCAGCCAACUGGGAAAAAGGGUGCAGCUAGUAAAAAAAUUCAUCAAAAUCGCUGCUCAUUGUAAAGCUCAAAGAAAUUUGAACUCUUUCUUUGCAAUUAUAAUGGGUCUGAACACAGCAUCUGUCAGUCGGCUGUCACAGACAUGGGAGAAAAUCCCAGGAAAGUUCAAGAAACUUUUCUCCGAACUUGAAAGUCUGACGGAUCCAUCUUUAAAUCACAAAGCUUACAGAGACACUUUCAAGAAAAUGAAGCCACCCAAAAUCCCCUUCAUGCCUUUACUUUUAAAAGAUGUCACAUUUAUUCAUGAAGGAAAUAAAACAUUUUUGGAUAAUCUUGUCAACUUUGAAAAGCUGCAUAUGAUAGCUGACACAGUCCGAUCACUGCGAUACUGCAGGAACAACCAGUUUGAUGAGAUGCCACAGAAGGAACGCCAGGAAGCCCGCUUCUACACACACAACCUGCUUGUGAUUGACAACCAGCAGACUCUGUUUGAGCUAUCUCACAGGAUAGAGCCACGAGUGUAG
Messenger RNA from Staurois parvus, 1734 nucleotides. NCBI's taxonomy places the organism in Eukaryota, Metazoa, Chordata, Amphibia, Anura, Ranidae. The record is from the annotation of a GenBank genome assembly.